Messenger RNA from Sclerotinia sclerotiorum 1980 UF-70, 807 nucleotides. RefSeq lists its product with no specific name. The coding region runs from base 1 to 807 and encodes 268 amino acids. Gene Ontology annotation, cellular component: mediator complex. Gene Ontology annotation, biological process: regulation of transcription by RNA polymerase II. Gene Ontology annotation, molecular function: transcription coregulator activity. The record is from RefSeq and is a predicted model, not a curated record. The transcript is spliced from 2 exons. NCBI's taxonomy places the organism in Eukaryota, Fungi, Ascomycota, Leotiomycetes, Helotiales, Sclerotiniaceae.
AUGUCUGAUCCCAAUUCCUACGGUCUUCCGGGUGAUGAGUCUAGGCUCAAAAGGCCUUCCAACGAAUCAGCUGUAUCUAAUACCAUGGACGACUUUUUUGGUGCUCCGCUGUCCAGCCGCAGUGUACCUCAGGAUGGCGGCGAGCCUUCCCGUGACUUUUCACAGCCCUUCGCAUACGAUGAUGAGAUGUUACCAAGUUCCACGUUAGCCUCCAAUGAAUCUGUUGAUGAAAACGCACCAAGCUCCAGCCCCCCGGAAGAAGUCACAACGGCUGCCUCGCGCCCUCGUCUUUUGCGUCCCUCUGUUUCCAGAUUGUCCUCCAAUAAAUCUGUGGCAUCCAUUUCUACGGAUGGUACUCUCCAACUUGAACCUGGUGAUCAAGUUAUACUAAGCUUCGGCUCGCUCAAACAGGUCAUAUUAAUCGAACCACCUGGUGCCACAGUCAGAGUACGCAAGUUCAAAGCUAACAUACUCCUAGACCGUCAAGAACGUGCGAUAGCUGCUUUACUCACCCGUUUCAAGAACCUGGUUGUACUCGCUGCGUUACCUACUGAAGAUGCUUUUGCAAAGGAGACUGCUGCUGCGGAGGGAUUAAGAAUGGAGGUUGAGAGCAAUGCUUUAACAAGUGCAGCAGAGGACCUAUUGAAAUUGACUCGAGAAUUGAAGGAACUAUGGAUUUUUGGGGCAUUGAGAGAAAUUGGUGAAGGAGAAGGUGAUGGAGAAAUGGAGGCUGAUUCGAAGAAGGUUGCGGAAUUGAUCGAGAAACAAUUGGAGAAAAAGCAUGAGCAAGAGAAACACAAGGCAUGA